AUGACAAGCAAACGUAAAUCUGAGGCGGCGGUGCCCGCGGAGGAAAGUGACCAGCUGCUAAUUCGUCCUCUCGGAGCUGGCCAAGAGGUGGGAAGGUCCUGCAUCAUCCUGGAGUUCAAAGGCCGAAAGAUCAUGCUGGACUGCGGUAUUCACCCAGGCCUGGAGGGCAUGGACGCGCUGCCUUACAUCGACCUGAUCGACCCGGCCGAGAUUGACCUGCUUCUCAUCAGCCAUUUCCACCUGGAUCACUGCGGCGCACUACCCUGGUUCCUGCAGAAGACCACCUUCAAGGGCCGUACCUUCAUGACGCACGCCACCAAGGCCAUCUACCGCUGGCUGCUGUCGGACUACGUUAAAGUCAGCAACAUCUCAGCCGACGAAAUGCUGUACACCGAGACCGACUUGGAGGAGAGCAUGGAGAAGAUCGAGACCAUCAACUUCCACGAGGUCAAGGAAGUAGCCGGCGUCAAGUUCUGGUGCUACCACGCCGGACACGUGCUAGGCGCCGCCAUGUUCAUGAUCGAGAUCGCCGGAGUCAAGUUGUUGUACACAGGCGACUUCUCGCGUCAGGAGGACCGCCACUUGAUGGCGGCCGAGAUCCCUAGCGUCAAACCCGACAUCCUCAUAACGGAGUCGACGUACGGGACGCACAUCCACGAGAAGCGCGAAGAGCGCGAGGCGCGCUUCUGCAACACGGUCCACGACAUCGUCAACCGGGAGGGACGCUGUUUGAUUCCCGUCUUCGCGCUGGGACGAGCGCAGGAGCUCCUGCUCAUCCUGGACGAGUACUGGCAGAACCACCCGGAGCUUCACGACAUCCCCAUCUACUAUGCGUCGUCGCUGGCCCGCAAGUGCAUGGCCGUCUACCAGACGUACAUCAACGCCAUGAACGACAAGAUCCGCAAGGCCAUCAACGUCAACAACCCCUUCGUCUUCAAACACAUCAGCAACCUCAAGAGCAUGGACCAUUUUGACGACAUCGGGCCGAGCGUGGUGAUGGCGUCCCCCGGCAUGAUGCAGAGCGGUUUGUCGCGAGAGCUGUUCGAGAGCUGGUGCACCGACAAGCGCAACGGCGUCAUCAUCGCCGGAUACUGCGUGGAGGGAACCCUCGCCAAGCACAUCAUGACGGAGCCGGAAGAGAUCAGCACCAUGUCGGGUCAAAAGCUUCCUUUGAAGAUGUCCGUGGACUACAUCUCCUUCUCGGCGCACACAGACUACCGGCAGACCAGCGAGUUCAUCCGAGCGCUCAAGCCUCCGCACGUGAUCCUGGUCCACGGCGAGCAGAACGAGAUGGCGCGACUGAAGGCGGCGCUGAUCCGCGAGUACGAAGACAACGAGCAGGUCCACAUUGAAGUGCACAACCCCAGAAACACGGAGGUGGUCACGCUCAACUUUCGAGGGGAGAAGCUGGCAAAGGUGAUGGGCUCGCUGGCGGAUAAGGCGUGCACGCAAGGCCAGAGGGUGUCUGGUAUCCUGGUUAAGAAAAACUUCAACUAUCACAUCCUCACGCCUUCGGACCUAUCAGAGUACACCGAUCUGAGCGUGGGCACCAUCACGCAGACGCAGGCCAUCCCGUACACGGGACCCAUCUCGCUGCUGGUCAGCCAACUCCGAUGCCUGACAGGCGACGUGGAGCAAGUGGAGCCCGCCGAGAAGAUCACCGUGCGGAUUUUCAAGAGUGUCACUCUAGUCUACGAAUCCGGCAUGGUCACGCUGGAGUGGCUGGCCAACCCUUUGAACGACAUGUACGCCGACGUGGUGACCACGGUGGUUCUGGAGGUCCAGUCCAAUCCCAACGCUCAGAAGAUCCUGGAGGCGCGGCCCGAAACGUUUGACCAGGAAGUCUUUGUGGAAAGACUGGAACUUAUGCUGCAUGACAUGUUCGGGGAGGACUGCGUCCAAUUCAAAGACGGCGACAAAGUGACGGUCAACGUGGACGGCGCUUCGGCUCACGUGGACCCCGAGACUCGCGAGGUGACGUGCGUCGAGGACGAGUCUCUGAAGGACAUGCUGGAGGUUGCCGUGCAUCGGCUGUACGAAGCUCUCAACCCCGUCUGCUGA
This is a messenger RNA of Nerophis lumbriciformis (worm pipefish), 2061 nucleotides long. Lineage: Eukaryota; Metazoa; Chordata; Actinopteri; Syngnathiformes; Syngnathidae. The record is from RefSeq and is a predicted model, not a curated record.